Mastomys coucha (southern multimammate mouse) is the source of this 871-nucleotide messenger RNA. It is a transcript of the gene Cystm1, whose product is annotated as cysteine rich transmembrane module containing 1. The record is from RefSeq and is a predicted model, not a curated record. Gene Ontology annotation, cellular component: extracellular exosome. The coding region runs from base 189 to 494 and encodes 101 amino acids. NCBI's taxonomy places the organism in Eukaryota, Metazoa, Chordata, Mammalia, Rodentia, Muridae. The transcript has 3 exons.
CAGGGAGAUCAGGUGACUCCCGGCUUCCAGCCUUGGAGGCUCGGGUGACGUCAGGCGCGCCGCUGCGGCUCAGUGGCUCGCGGCAGGUGCGGCGCUGUUAGCGUAGUCGGGUCCAAGUCUUCUUCCGUCCAGACCGGGUCAGCGAGCGGCUGCUUCGUGGAGCUGAGAGGUGCAUUGCCAGGCUCCUGAUGAACCCAGAGAACCCUCCACCAUAUCCGGGCCCUGGCCCAACAGCCCCAUACCCACCUUAUCCACCACAGCCAAUGGGGCCCAUGGGAGCCCCACCUCCUCAGGGGUACCCCUACCCACCGCCUCAGGGGUACCCCUAUCAAGGAUACCCACAGUACGGCUGGCAGGGUGGACCUCAGGAGCCUCCUAAGACCACAGUGUAUGUGGUGGAAGACCAAAGAAGAGAUGACCUGGGCCCAUCCACCUGCCUCACAGCCUGCUGGACUGCUCUGUGUUGCUGCUGCCUCUGGGACAUGCUCACCUGAUCACUGAUAAGCCCAGCUCUUCUGCUUGGCGGCUCUGUGCCACCUCCGAUAGGUGUGCCUGGUCCCAUCUCCUCCGAUUGCUAUAAGUGGCUAGCUCUGCGCAGACACCUCUACUUUCAGUCCUACGGAGUUUUAGAUUAGUGAGGGUUACUGCUAUAUAGUUCAGUGACUUGAUCUUUUUAAUGUUCAAAACUCAUUUCUUACUGAUCUUUAACAAAUGUGCUAAAUAAUUUACCUUUUUUUUGGCCAAAGGCUUAGUUAUAAAAUAUAUAUUUAUAAUGUUUAAAUUAUACACUCAAGGUAAUGGCAAUAUGUGAUACACCACUAGAUCUCUCUGCUCACACCCUUUCUGUUUCAAUAAAUCUGUCCAAAAUCUG